Paramecium sonneborni is the source of this 749-nucleotide messenger RNA. The record is from the annotation of a GenBank genome assembly. NCBI's taxonomy places the organism in Eukaryota, Ciliophora, Oligohymenophorea, Peniculida, Parameciidae.
AUGGAAGAACCAUUAAUUUAGAAUGAAGAAAUAGAAUCAAACAUUCCAAAUGAAAAAGUCAUGACCAGAUUAAUUAAAGGUGAGUUUAGAUUUGAGAGAAGACAAUAUAUAUUUUUAAAUGUAAAUACUGUCAAUUUAGUAAUAUAAAGAAUAAAGUAAUUAGGUAUUAACCAUAUAUAACUUGAUUGGUCCUAUAAAUAUAGAAGCAUAGAAAUCAUUAAUAUUUUAUGAAGAUACUAGAGUGCCUUUAAAUGAUUAAGACUUUACUUUGAUGAAUUUAUUGAAUGCUUUGAUUGUUGUUCAUUUAUUAAGAAUUUUCACUUGUUUAUUAGGUUUUUUUAGUGUUUCAUAGGUAUUGAAUUAUAUUCAAAAUAUAUAUAGAAAUCAGGUUAAAUAAUGACUUAUUUUAUGAUAAUGUCAACAGUAUGUGUUCUAUGUAGAGGAAUAAUAUCCUUAUUAAUUGUGUUAAAUUAUACAGCAAUAAAAGAUACUUGUAAUUUGAUUUUUGGAGGAGGAACUGAUGAUAUAGGAACAUUAAUGGCAAUGUAAUUUUUAGUUGUUCUUGUACUCUUUGUUAUUGCAGAAAUCUUGCUUGCUUUAAUCUCCUUAAUUUAAUGUUCAAAAACUAAAGAAGAAUAUAGAAGUAUAUAUAAUUUUAUAGUAUGUUAGUUUGGAUUAAACAUAAAGAGAAAAUGAUGAAGAAUUAUGAAUUGUGUUAUGAAGUAGCGAUUUGUUAAUUAGAUGAAUGA